Messenger RNA from Cercospora beticola, 1787 nucleotides. RefSeq names its product cysteine desulfurase (gene NFS1). Gene Ontology annotation, molecular function: cysteine desulfurase activity; pyridoxal phosphate binding. Gene Ontology annotation, cellular component: nucleus; cytosol; mitochondrion. Gene Ontology annotation, biological process: [2Fe-2S] cluster assembly. The record is from RefSeq and is a predicted model, not a curated record. Lineage: Eukaryota; Fungi; Ascomycota; Dothideomycetes; Mycosphaerellales; Mycosphaerellaceae.
GUCGUCGACUUUGGCGAAGCUCCAUUCCAUUGCGCAUCGAAGACUCGCCAUCGCCAUCAACGCACCACCCCCGGCCAUGUCGAACAUCGCCCCCACCGCCGCCCGCCAGGCCCUCCGCCAAUGCGCGCGCCGGGCUUCGACGUCGACGCAGGCGUCCUUCGUGCCCCGCGCAUGCAUCGCUGCGAGGUCGCGCAGAAACUAUGUCUCCGAGUCCAAACCGCAUAACGCCACCGUCAAUAUCGAGAACACCAUUCGACAGGACCAGCGUGCCUUUCUCGCCGAAACGGGCAUCAAGCCCAAGGAUGCUACCAUGCCCGAUACCAAUAUCUCCGCCGACGCCGCCAUGAGCCCAGUUGCUGGAAUAAUGAAAACCGCCUCUGUCAUGGACACUGGAACGCGGCCCAUAUACCUUGAUGCACAGGCGACAACACCCACCGAUCCGCGAGUGCUCGAUGCCAUGCUUCCUUUCUACACAGGCCUGUAUGGCAACCCCCACUCACGAACCCAUGCCUACGGUUGGGAAACGGACAAGGCAGUUGAAGAUGCUCGCCAGCACAUUGCCGACCUGAUUGGAGCCGAUGCGAAGGAGAUUAUUUUCACCAGUGGUGCCACCGAAAGUAACAACAUGAGCGUCAAGGGCGUGGCACGCUUCUUCAAGAAGGGUGGCAAGAAGAAUCACAUCAUUACUGCACGAACAGAGCACAAAUGUGUCUUGGACAGCUGUCGGCAUUUGCAAGACGAAGGCUUUGAAGUGACAUACUUGCCAGUGCAGUCGAACGGCUUGAUCAGUAUGGAAGAGCUUGAAAAGGCCAUGCGGCCUGAGACAUGUCUGGUAUCGAUUAUGACCGUCAACAACGAAAUCGGCGUGGUGCAGCCUGUGGAGGAAAUUGGCAAGCUGUGCAGGAGUAAGAAGAUUUACUUCCACACCGAUGCAGCGCAAGCUGUGGGCAAGAUCCCCAUUGAUGUCAACAAAAUGAACGUUGAUCUCAUGUCCAUAUCUGGACACAAGAUCUACGGACCGAAGGGAAUUGGAGCUUGCUACGUGCGAAGACGGCCGCGAGUGAGACUUGACCCCAUUAUUUCAGGUGGAGGACAGGAAAGAGGUCUACGCUCUGGAACGUUGGCGCCGCCUCUCAUCAUCGGGAUGGGCGAAGCAGCAAGAAUAUGCAAGGAAGAAAUGGAGUAUGACCACAAGCGGAUCAGCGAGCUCUCCCACCGACUCUCGUCAGGGCUCUUGGCUAUGGAGCACACUUCUUUCAAUGGUGACCCCUCACGCCGAUACCCUGGCUGCGUCAACAUCUCUUUUGCGUAUGUGGAAGGCGAGUCAUUGCUCAUGGCCCUGAAGGAUAUCGCACUCAGCUCUGGAUCCGCAUGCACAUCAGCCUCGCUUGAGCCAUCGUAUGUGCUCAGAGCACUCGGAAACUCUGAUGAGUCGGCUCACAGCUCGAUUCGUUUCGGUAUUGGACGUUUCACUACCGACGCUGAGAUCGAUUACGUGCUCAACGCCGUCAAGGAACGAGUGACAUUCUUGCGCGAGCUGAGCCCGCUAUGGGAGUUGGUGCAAGAAGGCGUGGAUCUCAACACCAUUGAAUGGUCGCAGCAUUAAGCGUCUUGAGAAGAAUGAAGGAAGAUCUACUUGUACGUGGAUGGAAGCAUCGUUUGCAGAGCGGGCGCAACGGGACGAAACCAUUAUGAAAGCAGAAUACCUGGAGAACGAUGGUAAGGGCAUUACUGUGUUAGGAAAUGUAUAUUUUGUAUUAUUCUGCCCCCAACUCUGGCAAAAGCAC